Molecule: messenger RNA, 2199 nt
Organism: Ophidiomyces ophidiicola
Lineage: Eukaryota; Fungi; Ascomycota; Eurotiomycetes; Onygenales; Onygenaceae
Exons: 1
Coding region: 1-2199 (732 amino acids)
Source: RefSeq, a predicted model, not a curated record
AUGUUCCGUCUGAUUCCUUGGUCUAUAGGGGGCAACAAGGCAGUUGCAGAAGAGGUGAAGAUGUUGGCUGUGCCGCAACAGACGCCGUCCAAUGUGAUGGGUGCUGCGUUACACAAGUUCAAGCGGAAGCGGGCGGAUUCUAGUGAAUUGGGGCCUGCUCGUGGCGAAAAUGGGGUAUUGUCAUCGAUAGUGAAGCCAGAAUGCCUCCAGCAGCACCCCAACCCUACCCUAUGCGCCCCAGAAGUACCGCACCUCCCUGACACCCCGGACGCGACCCCUGCUACAAGCCUGGCGCUUACCCAUGAGGAGAUAAAGAGCUCUAUGGAAGCGGAUUACGGUCAGCACGACGGAGACAUUGCCAAAGGAAAUUCCCCAACAAACGACGGGGCGGAGGAUCACCGAAGAAGUGCGACGCUGGAAACAAUGGACCCGGGAGCUUUGCGCGAGAUUCUGGAGACACAACUCAGUCUGGAGGUCCUCCUGAAGCAUAAUGAACUACGGCUUAUUGAUCAAGAGAUCGCAAAAUGUCAGAUUGCUUUGGAACAGCUUCGUCGCUGUUCAGAAAUUCCUUAUCCCGCAUCAGCUGUGAUCCCGUUCGCGCAGGAUGUCAGUAAAGGAACCGGGUUUGCGGUACCACUCCCAGGGAAUAGUCGACAAGCAACAUCACCCGCCCCAUGGGGAGUCACGAAUGGCCCUUAUAGCCGACAUUAUGCAAGAUGGCUGUUACCAGAUCCCCGUUUUGAUGGUGGUGACCCUGAAUCUGCUGUUUAUGGAGCAGGAGCGGGCAUCCCAGAAGGCCGCGCGACGCGUGGAUCAUGGGCUGAUGGGACGCCACGAACCCAGCGUAGCACUGCUGGAGCAAAAUUACAAGCUCUGUCGAGUGGCUACCCCCCACCUAAAGAUAAAGCUGGCCCCAUGAUCAUGAAACGAAAGUCUGAUGGAAAAAUGGUCAAAUUAGUUUGUCUCGAUUGUCGAAGGGACAACUUUUCGAGCACCCAAGGUUUUAUUAACCAUUGUCGGAUAGCUCAUAAUCGCAGCUUUGCAAGUCAUGAUGCAGCAGCCGCGGCGUCAGGGGAGCCGGUGGAGGUUGACGAGUCGGGCGCAGUGAUAGGUGGAAACAACGAAACUACUUCGAAUUCACCGCCUGGAUUUGUUCAUCCUCUAAUUCGGUCCGCUCGCGUCCUGAAUUCGCCUGUGAAGGAUGCUAUGCAGAAGCGGACUCCUGUAAGAGCUAUGCGUGAAAAUAAAUCUACAAUGCUUAAACUAGAGGACGGUUCAACAACAUCGGUGUCCAUAACCCCUCAACCCAGACUACGCGACUUGCCAACGUCUCCAGAUUUCAUAGCCUCUCCACAAACACCGCACCUCUCUGCACUUAUGCAAAGGCGUGGCGUUGGCUUGGAUCUUCUUCACCUUGUGGACGACGCUUUGACAAAAACGGACUUAGAUGCUUAUCUUUCAGAUGAGGAAGGCGAUGGGGACCUUAUGGAUGUGGACGCGCAGCCUACAACUGAAGCGGCACAGCAUCAGUUCCGAAGCACUCGUCUUCCUGCUCGGACCGUGGCUUUGUCGCCACCAGUCCCGUGCGCAAACGGCCGAAAGGGCUCUGAUAAAGGAUCCCGGCCCGUUCCCUCCCCCGCACCGCUCAGACCCGCAUCAGGUGCAGAAACGUACGAUGGGACUUAUGUGCCCGCCGCUGCGGCCAGAAUUAGCCCUCGAAGUGACCAGUCCCAGCUGGCAGAUGGAGAUAUUGAGAUGAUAGAUUCCCAUUCCCCCAACAAUGUCGAAUCAAACCAGGCUCCCAGUUUAGUUAGCGAUGACGACGAAUACGAAGCUCACUCCGAGUCUGAAGUCCCCAAUAGCCCAAGCGCCUCUGAGUCCGGACAUGAUGAUAUUUCCUUUGGCAAUAUUGCUGUGCAAGAUGGAUUUGAUGCUAAUGGAGAUGGUUCGACGGCAUCAACGGCGCCCGUGCAUUAUUCUGAACCAAAGAAGCGUCAACUAUCAGCUGUAUCAAGACCGCCCGCUGGCAGCCCCGUCAAACCCGUCAAGAAGGGGUCUAUCAGGCGUAAUCGCCCAAAUGGCCGGCUGGACGGAGAUAAGAAAGCUGAAGAACAAAAACGUGUCACUUUUGUUUCUCCCCCCGCCUCUCCUAUUAAAAAUAAAAAGGCCAGUGGUGGUAAAAAGCAACGAAAAAAAUAA